Messenger RNA from Bicyclus anynana (squinting bush brown), 395 nucleotides. RefSeq lists its product as uncharacterized. The coding region runs from base 1 to 333 and encodes 110 amino acids. Lineage: Eukaryota; Metazoa; Arthropoda; Insecta; Lepidoptera; Nymphalidae. The record is from RefSeq and is a predicted model, not a curated record. The transcript is spliced from 3 exons.
AUGUAUGAUUGUUCCAAGUCGCCGACCAGAAGGAAGAGCUACAAGCCAAUCGUGAACAGCAAGUUCCGUGACCGGGAGCCGUUCUCCAUGUCAGACUCCUCAGAUACCUCCUCUGGCUCCUCAGACUACGAGAGGAACCCAGGCAACCCUUACAGCGUACACAAAGACAAAUAUAAACAGAAUUGGAUGUGGAACCAUUUUAUGGAUGGAAAUCAUAUGAACGUCAAUCCGUAUGCACCAGAAUUUAGCAGCCUUGGACCUUCCGGAGCUUCUUUGUUUUUCGGUAGAAAAUGGUGGUAUUUCAACCAGGAUGACUACCAACCGAUAGGCUAGCUAAUAUAUUAUAGAAGUCACAUAAUAAUUAAAUUUUAAUGGAAAUAUAUCUUUCGAUACAU